Knipowitschia caucasica is the source of this 246-nucleotide messenger RNA. The record is from the annotation of a GenBank genome assembly. NCBI's taxonomy places the organism in Eukaryota, Metazoa, Chordata, Actinopteri, Gobiiformes, Gobiidae.
AUGAGGCCAAAGAUGGGGGCACUGAUGCAUGCGUGUGUGUCCGGUGGUGUGUUCCAGUGUCCUGCUGGUUUCAUUGUGCGCUCCUGCAGCUGUGACCUUCUGGGGAUCAUCAAGGAAUUUGGCCUCCUGUUUGAGAUUCUAGAAAGGGAGUAUUCCUUAUCUCACCAGGCAGGAGAUGAGACCGGACUGGACCAGACCCAGACCAGACUCGAGAGACUGGAAAGGAGCCAGCUGAAGUCGGGGUGA